Molecule: messenger RNA, 594 nt
Organism: Penicillium angulare
Lineage: Eukaryota; Fungi; Ascomycota; Eurotiomycetes; Eurotiales; Aspergillaceae
Gene: rho1
Product: Rho family GTPase RHO1
Exons: 5
Coding region: 1-594 (197 amino acids)
Biological process (GO): small GTPase-mediated signal transduction
Molecular function (GO): GTPase activity; GTP binding
Source: RefSeq, a predicted model, not a curated record
AUGGCCGAGAUCCGUCGCAAGCUCGUCAUCGUAGGCGAUGGUGCCUGUGGUAAGACCUGUCUACUCAUUGUUUUCUCAAAGGGUACCUUCCCUGAGGUCUACGUCCCCACUGUCUUCGAGAACUAUGUUGCCGAUGUCGAGGUCGAUGGCAAGCACGUCGAGCUUGCUCUUUGGGAUACUGCUGGCCAAGAAGAUUACGAUCGCCUGCGUCCUUUGUCAUACCCCGACUCGCACGUCAUUUUGAUUUGUUUCGCCGUCGACUCUCCCGAUUCCCUUGACAACGUCCAGGAGAAGUGGAUCUCCGAGGUUCUCCACUUCUGCCAGGGCUUGCCCAUCAUUCUGGUCGGCUGCAAGCAGGAUUUGCGCCACGACCCCAAGACCAUUGAGGAGCUGAAUAAGACUUCCCAGAGCCCCGUCACUGCUGAGCAGGGUGAGGAGGUCCGCAGGAAGAUCGGCGCUUACAAGUACCUGGAGUGCUCUGCCCGUACAAACGAGGGUGUCAAGGAGGUCUUCGAGUCCGCCACGCGCGCGGCCUUGCUGAAGUUCAAGAAUAACACCGGCAAGUCCCAUAAGAAGAAGUGCUCCAUCCUGUAA